Molecule: messenger RNA, 5804 nt
Organism: Tachysurus vachellii
Lineage: Eukaryota; Metazoa; Chordata; Actinopteri; Siluriformes; Bagridae
Gene: invs
Product: inversin
Exons: 19
Coding region: 261-3311 (1016 amino acids)
Molecular function (GO): protein binding
Source: RefSeq, a predicted model, not a curated record
UAUGGAAAAAAAAAAGAAAAAGUUUUAGCGGUCUGAUUUUAGCCUUAAAAAAUCCUAAAGAAAAGAGCUACAACAAUGAAAAGACCGUGAAUGUUUUUUUUACAGUGUGCGCGAGGUUGCAUGCAGCCAUUUAAAGCUACUAGUGUUUCAUCUUGAAUGAGGAAGGUGGGGACCUGCAGCGUUUCUUGGCCCAGGGAGGGAACACAGAGCUGGGCAACAUCUGCUGAGGCCUCCUGCUUCCUCCUGUCCUGUACUCCAUCAUGGCUACAGAACAGCCUUUGAAGACAUCAGGCCCCGCCCCCUUAAGCUCGCAGGUGCAUGCAGCAGCCGUGAAUGGAGACAGGAGCACCUUACAGAGACUGAUCACAGCAGAACCAUGUUUGAGAGACAGCGAGGAUCAGUUUGGCAGAACUCCUCUGAUGUACUGCGUGCUGGCUGACCGUUUAGAUUGUGCUGAGACGUUACUGAAGGCCGGCGCCUCCGUAAACAAAGCUGAUCGCAGCAAAAGGACUGCCCUGCAUCUCGCUGCACAGAAGGGCAAUGUUCGUUUCAUGAAGUUGCUCCUGUCGCGGCAUGCUAAUUGGCUGUUGAAGGAUCUUGAGGAAAUGACACCGUUGCACUUAGCAACACGUCACUCCAACCACAAGCCUCUCUCUCUCCUGCUUAAGCACAUGGCGCCUGGAGAAGUGGAUACUCAGGACAGGAACAAGCAAACAGCGCUGCACUGGAGUGCGUUCUACAACCACCCUGAACAUGUGAAGCUGCUGAUCAAACACGACUCGAACAUCGGAAUACCUGACAGCGAGGGCAAGAUUCCCCUGCACUGGGCAGCUCACAGCAAGCACCCUAACGCCACACACACUGUUCGCUGCAUUCUGGACGCUGCUCCCACAGAGUCUCUUUUAAACUGGCAGGAUUACGAAGGCCGGACUCCGCUUCAUUUUGCAGUGGCUGAUGGCAAUGAAGCGGUGGUUGAAGUUUUGACUUCAUACGAAGGCUGCAGCGUUACAGCCUACGACAACCUGUUCCGAACACCGCUUCACUGGGCCGCAUUACUCGGUCAUGCACGGAUCGUUCAUCUGCUGCUGGAGAGAAACAAGUCAGGGAUGAUCCCAUCAGACAGCCAGGGAGCCACACCGCUGCACUACGGAGCUCAGAGCAACUAUGCUGACACGGUGGUGGUGUUUCUGAAGCACCCAUCGGUACGUGAUGAGCCUGAUCUGGAGGGCAGAACCGCCUUCAUGUGGGCCGCUGGGAAGGGCAGCGAUGAUGUCAUCAAAGUCGUGCUGGAGCUUAAACGAGAUCUGGACAUCAACAUGGCUGACAAGUAUGGAGGAACAGCACUGCAUGCAGCUGCACUCUCAGGCCAUGUAUCCACUGUACGGUUGUUGAUGGAAAAAGGAGCCAUGGUGGACCCUCUGGAUGUGAUGAAACACACCCCUCUGUUCCGCGCCUGUGAGAUGGGCCACCGUGACGUUAUUCUCACCCUUAUCAAAGGUGGGGCACGUGUGGACUUGGUGGACACAGACGGUCAUUCUGCGCUGCACUGGGCAGCGCUGGGCGGAAAUGCAGAGGUGUGCGAGGUGUUGAUGGAGAACGGGCUCGGACCAAACCUGCAGGAUCAUGCAGGCAGGACGCCGCUGCAGUGCGCUGCGUACGCAGGGUAUAUAAAUUGCAUGGCCCUGCUUAUCCAGCAUGAUGCUGACCCCAACAUCCAGGAUAAAGAGGGGAGGACGGCGCUUCAUUGGUCAUGUAAUAAUGGUUAUUUGGAUGCUGUGAAACUUCUUUUGGGAUGUGGAGCCUUUCCUAACCACAUGGAGCAUACAGAGGAGAGGUACACUCCUCUGGACUAUGCCUUGUUGGGAGAGCACCAGGAGGUGACACAGUUCCUAUUGGAGCACGGUGCACUGUCCAUCGCUGCCAUCCAAGAUAUCGCUGCCUCGUCUAUUCAGGCUUUGUACAAAGGCUAUAAAGUGCGACGAGCUUUCAAGGAGCGCAAGAACCUCUUAAUGAGGCAUGAGCAGCUCCGUAAAGAUGCAGCCAAGAAGAGGGAAGAGGAGCGCAGGCGUGAAGCCGAACAGCAGCUCUCAUUGGCCGGAGAACAGCAUCCCAAGAUCUCAUUGGUCCAGGUUGGAAGUGAGAGGCCGCCGUUGGCGUCUACUGAACUCAGCGGUGAGAUGAAAGACAUGAAGCCGAAAGGUUACAAACAUCGAAAAUCAUCAAAGGCACUUCGAAGCCAGUCACAUGACAGGACUGAGAAAAAGACCAAAAAGCCAAAAGAGCCAGAGCACAGGGCUGAAACUCCAGACACCUCACAGCUGUCUGCUUUAAAUCUGCCCAUCACCUCUCAGAGCACCAACAGCUCAGACACAAGAACAGAUGUGUGUGUGAGCGGUGUGUAUACGUCUGAGGAGUGUGUAGCAAGGCCAGAGCGUCAUUCUCCAGCAGGGUCCAGCAGACCGGGCAGUGCCAGACACACACACCCUGCUCAUUCAAGACCCAGGACUUCAGGUCGCACUCCAGAGUCCAAGACAAGCAAUCCAGCUGUGGCAUCCCUUCCCGUAGCUGUCGAUAAAUCCAGCACCUUCGUCUCGGUUCCUAUGCAAGCAGGACGGGAGAAGAGCAGAACGAGAGACUCAAGGGCCGAGAGAGAAAUGGAGAAGCAGGCCAGGUCCAGGAACGAGAAGGAGCGAAGGACCGAGAGAGAGGAGGAGAAGAGCUCGAGGAUUGAAAGAGAGGCAGAUCCCUUUUCAGAAAGAGAAAGAGAGAGAGGUUGGUGCAAAGAGGUCGAAAAGGAAAAACGAACGGAAAAAGAAAAGGAGCACAGAAGAAAGAGUCUCCAAAGAAGGAAUCAAGCGGCGAGAGUAAUACAGACAGCGUGGAGGAGGUUCUGCAUUCGGAGACGUCUAAAAGAACUGCUGUGUGGUAGAAUUAAAAGGCCUGAGCCUGCUGAAGUCACUGCUCUUCUGAUUCAGUUUUUAUGGGAGCGACCAGUCCACAUGGAUAACACUCGGGAGAAAGUCCUUUCUAAAGCACAGUCACCUCCCGCUAAAGCUGCAGCAAAGAAAAGCUCAGUGCUACAAAGUAUUUAUGGAGGAGCCCAAGCCAAAAGGGGGCGCUCUGUGAGAGCUGUGUCUGCCCUCAACACACACAGCCAGAGUCAACUACUGCACGACUUGUCGCUUAAGCCCACCAAACAAUUGAGUGGUGUGGAGUGUGUGCACUUACUGGACUCUCUGAAUCAAGCAAAGCAGUAUUCUUAUCACCUGCGUCCUCAGAGUGCCAGCAGCCAGAGUAGAACCAAGAACUGAGACAAUCUCAGCGUACGCUCUAGUUCAUAACCGAUGACUGGACCAUAGACACUAAACAGCUUUAUUGAGUCAAACCAACAGACAGAAAACUCUCUCACACACACACACACACACACACACACACACACACACACACACACACACACACACAGUCGUUUGCUUACUUAUAUAUGUUCUGCCUGGAAACUGACAGGGUUCUGGAACAUAAGACACCAGUGAGGUCCUGAAGGAUAUCAUGCCAUCCAUGUAGGUCAAAGUUUAAACCCACAAACGCUACAUAUGCAUGAGAUGACCUUUUAUCUUGUCUUCACCUGCUUAUGCACCUGUCAUACGGGUGGCAUACACCUGACAUAACAACGCCAACUGCACUGGAGUGCUAAUAUGAUGCAAUCUAGAUACAAGUGUAAGAUUUUCGGUUGUGUCGGUUUCUUUGUCCUACAAGAUGCUUUGAUUUGUCAUAAUUGUUUCUGUGUUGAACCUGUAAUGCUGUGUUCACACAUACAGUGUGAGACUCGCAACGAUAAACCGACCAGAGAUUGUUCAUUUAAGAUAAGAGCAACAGUAACCGUUGGCGACUAGGUGUGGGCAUGUCCAGUGAUUAUGCAAAGUUUAUGCAAAUAUGGAGCGGCUUCUUUCAGCGACUAACGGUGAGAUUGAAGACAUGAUCAGUGACAAAGAGCACACGCUGCUUCUCCUUCCUCUUAUAUGAUAUGAUGCAGAUAUACACUGCUGAAUUUUAUACAAAAACACUAAAACUCCCUCCAGAAUGUUUCAUUAUAGCAGCAAGAAAACUGAUUUGUUGUAAAGUGGAAUGCAAGUAGCACCACCUACUGACAUUUUCAUCUUUAUAUUGUUAUUACUAUGGCAACCAGAAAUCGUUGUUGUGUGAACGUAGCUUUAGGAUCUUGUAAAAUGUGUCAUGUGACUGAUGCGUCUAUAUACAGAGGGGUGACAAAUUAAAGGAAAAAGUGUAAAGCCUGUAAAAGCUCUUCCUUUUCUUUAUGUGCUGCGUUCAACUUUACAUAAAUGCACACGAUUAGCCGCAACAGGGAACGUUACAGAAGCUGCGAUUAUUCUUAAAGUCGUUGGAUUGCAUACACUGAUCAGUUCAAAGGCUUGGUACAAAUCAGGUCAAAUCCUGGUGGGCGUGGUCUCAUCCAUGGUGACUCCGCCCCAUCCACAGGGUAUGAGAUCUGGUUUGAUGAGGAACGGAAAUUUAACCAGGCUGCCCCUGUUGGGUCCUAUAACGAGACCCUUAGUCGAAAACUGCUCAGUUGUAUUCUGGCUAAAUUCUGAGUGUGGAGUUUGCAUGGUCUCCCUGUGCUUCGGGGGUUUCCUCCAGGUACUCCUGUUUCCUCCCCUUCUCCAAAGACAUGCGUUGUAGGCUGAUUGUCAUUUAUAAAUUGUCUGUAGUGUGUAAACUAUUGUGUAUGUGUGUGAUUGUGCUCUUUGAUGAGUAGGCACCAUGUCCAGGGGUCCACUGGAAUAGACUCCAGGCUCCCCACAACACUGUGUAAGAAAACUGUACAGAAAAUUGAUGGACAAUCUUCAGCCACUUGAUCUCCACAUAACUAAACACUUAUGGGACAUUUUGGAGCUAUGUUUAACACAGUGCUCUGUCAAACCCCAAAUGCAAAAUCCACACUCAUAGUAACCGAGCAUUCACAGAUUAAAGGGCAGUGACAGCUCGGUGGUUAAGGUGCCGGACUAGUGAUUAGAAGGUUGUGAGUUCAAAUCCCAGAUCAAUUGAGAUAAAUCAGGGCAUCAGUAUUAUCACCAAUAUUUUGACACUAAUUCUAACUUUUUUUGGCUUUAAUUUGUCCCCCUUUUGUAUGCAUGUAUUACAUAUUCUAAAUAAUUCUCUAUAAACUGUAGAUAGAAUAGAAUGUAUACUCCAGCUAUGCAUUCACGUUUGUAUCAACUGCCGUUAUUUAUUCUACAGCUCUGGUGUGAUACAUACAGCUUUGUAAAAUCUUUUUAUACUGUUGACAUUUCACUGUUGUCAGAAUGCUGAAAGAUGUCUCACCAUGCACGUUUUUGUAAGUCGUGCUGCACAGCAGCUGCCAGUGUUUUAACUUUAGGCUUCCACCACAAAGACCUCCGGGGCUUUAGGGUUAAGCUGAGAAAUGCGUUAAUUACAGGAGUAAAUGAAAGGCCUGCAAUGUCAGACUGCAGCCACAGGCUGAAUUCCUCACUAACAGAUGUGCCCGAUUCUCUGAGUUAUCAAUUUCCAAAUAGUUUUGAUGUUUCCAUUUGGUCGUAAACAAAAUUCAGUAGUCUUCUUGUAGCAAUUACUGAAUUUUUUUUUUUUUUUUACCAAAUCACUGCAGUUUGAAGACUUCUGAUCAUCAGUAAUGAAGAACUCAUGGUACGUCGGUUGUCGAGUGGUUGCUAAGCAGGCAUCAUUAGCACUUUCCUUGUGUAUCUCUAUUGUAUCCAUUAUGUGUAAACAUGACUUUAUUGUUGUGCUAAUAAACAGAACGAAAUCAAGAA